CUCAGCUCGGACCUGAGUCUGGUCAGAUCAAGUUGUGAUGCUUCUGGGAUUACAGAGGGUCCCCAGCUCAGUCUCCAUGGGGCUGCUGCUGCCGCUGCUACAGGCCACUCUAGAGCUAUUGCUUCUUUUGUGGCUGCCGGCAGCAUCCACCAACCUGGACGGGCAGUGCCCACCAAUACCCUUCGCCGCCUCCAGAGACUUUAAUGUAGAGUAUACGGUUCCGACCUUCUCCGCAGGGGGCCAGGUACAAGCCACAGCAGCCUACGAGGACAGUGAAGAUGGGAGUGCGGUGUUUGUGGCUACACGUAAUCGCCUGCACGUGCUUGGGCCUGACCUGCAGUAUAGAGAGAGCCUGACCACUGGCCCUGUCGGGGACCCGGACUGCCAGACUUGUGCGAGCUGUGGUCCAGGCCAUCAUGGACCACCAAACGACACAGACACAGUAGUGCUGGUGAUGGAGCCGGGUUUGCCAGCCCUGGUUAGCUGUGGCUCAACCCUACAGGGUCGUUGUUUCCUGCAUGAGCUGGAGCCUCGGGGGAAAGCGCUGCACUUAGCUGCACCAGCCUGCCUCUUCUCAGCAAACAACAACCAGCCAGAGGCCUGCCCUGACUGUGUGGCUAGCCCCCUGGGCACUCGCGUGACUGUGGUGGAGCAGAACCAUGCCUCCUACUUCUACGUGGCAUCUUCACUGGACCCAGAGUUGGCCAAAAGCUUUAGCCCACACUCAGUAUCCAUCCGUCGCCUUAAGGCUGAUGCUUCUGGAUUCCAACCAAGCUUUCCUUCGCUGUCGGUGCUGCCCAAAUAUCUGGCUUCCUACCAUAUCAAAUACAUGCACAGCUUCCACUCAGGAAAAUUUGUCUACUUUCUGACUGUGCAACCUAUCAGUGUCACAAGCCCUCCCGGUGCCCUGCAAACGGUUCUGGCCCGGCUCAAUGCUGUAGAGCCAGAGAUGGGCGACUACCGGGAACUGGUCUUGGACUGUCAUUUUGCACCAAAACGCCGCCGCCGCCGCCAAAGUGGAGUCCCAGAGAGCACACAGCCCUACCCAGUGCUUCAGGCAGCCCAUUCUGCUCCGGUGGACGCCAAACUGGCUGUGGAGUUGAGCAUCCCAGAGGGCCAGGAAGUGCUAUUCGGGGUCUUUGUGGCCGUCAAGGACAGUAGCUCUGGCAUGAGCCCCAAUUCUGUUGUAUGUGCCUUCCCCAUUUACCAGCUGGACGCCCUCAUUGAAGAGGGUGUAGAAUCCUGUUGUAACUCUUCAGGUGACUCUUCCGUGUCAAGAGGCCUUGACUUCUUCCAGACACCCAGUUUUUGUCCUAAUCCGCCUGGUGUGGAGGCCUCCAGCCCCAGCUUCCGAUGCCACUACUUCCCUUUGCGAGUCAGCGGCAGGUUGUCACGCGUGGACCUGUUCAAUGGCCUGUUAGGAUCAGUGAAGGUCACUGCGCUGCACGUGACACGCCUUGGCAAUGUUACAGUGGCCCACAUGGGCACUGCUGACGGGCGUAUCCUGCAGGUGGAGAUAGCCAGGUCACUCAACUAUUUGCUGUAUGUGUCCAACUUCUCCCUGGGCAGCAGCGGACAGCCUAUUCAGAGGGAUGUCAGCCGCCUUGGGAAUGACCUACUCUUUGCCUCUGGGGACCAGGUCUUCAAGGUUCCUAUCCAGGGCCCUGGCUGCCGUCAUUUUCUCACCUGUUGGCGUUGCCUGAGAGCACAGCGUUUCAUGGGAUGUGGCUGGUGUGGGGACAGGUGUGGCCGGCAGAAGGAGUGUCCAGGUUCCUGGCAACAGGACCACUGUCCACCUGAGAUCACUGAGUUCUAUCCUCACAGUGGACCUCUGAGGGGCAGUAUGAGGCUUACCUUGUGUGGCUCCAACUUCUACACACGACCUGGUGGUGUAGUAUCUGAGAGAACACACCAGAUCACCGUGGGCCAAAGUCCCUGCCAACUGCUGCCUAAGGACUCUUCAAGCCACAGGCCAGGGCUCCACAAGGAAUUUAUAGAGGAACUUAAAUGUGAGCUGGAGCCCCUGGCCACCCAAGCAGCAGGGACUACAAAUGUCAGCCUCCUCAUCACUAACAUGGCAGCCGGCAAGCACUUUCGAGUGGAAGGCAUCUCUGUGCGGGAAGGCUUCUCUUUCAUGGAGCCAGUGCUGACUUCAAUAAAACCUGACUUUGGCCCACGGGCUGGGGGCACUUAUCUCACCCUUGAAGGCCAGAACCUGUCUGUAGGCACCAGCCGAGCUGUGCUGGUCAACGGAACUCAGUGCCAGCUAGAACAGGUCAGUGAGGAACAGAUUUUAUGUGUCACACCUCCUGGAGCUGGCACAGCCAGGGUUCCUAUUCACCUGCAGAUAGGGGGUGCUGAGGUGCCAGGCUCCUGGACCUUUCAUUACAAGGAAGACCCCAUUGUGUUGGACAUCACUCCCAAGUGUGGCUACAGUGGCUCCCAUGUCAUGAUCCAUGGCCAACAUCUGACUUCAAUAUGGCACCUUGCACUAUUAUUCCAUGAUGGACAAAGGACAGUGGAGAACAGGUGCGCAGAGCAGUCUCUGGAACAGCAGCGUCAGUGCCGCCUGCCUGAAUAUGUGGUCCGAAAUCCUCAGGGAUGGGCAACAGGGAACCUGAGCAUCUUGGGGGAUGGAGCAGCUAUCUUCACACUGCCUGGUUUUCGCUUCCUGCCCCCUCCCAGUCCACCCAGAACUGGCCCAGCCCGGCUGAAUCCCGAAGAGCAUUCAGUUAAGGUUGAGUAUAUUGGGCUGGGCGCUGUGGCAGACUGCGUGACUAUGAACGUGACAGUGGGUCAUGAGAUCUGCCAACACGAGCUCCGCGGGGAUGUGGUGAUCUGUCCCCUGCCUCCCUCCCUGCAACUCGGCAAGGAAGGUGCCCCACUGCAGGUCUGUGUAGAUGGUGGGUGCCAUACCCUGGGCCAAGUGGUUCAGUCAAGCCCAGGCAGGGCCUCACAGAGUACACUCCUUAUCGCUCUGUUGGCCUUGAUCCUGCUCGUGGCUGCACUGGCCAUCGCGUUGGUCUUCAACUCCCGGAGACGGAAAAAACAGCUAGUCCUGGCUCCUAACCUGGAUGACCUGGCAUCACUGGAUCGGUCUCCCAGAGCCAUGUCUCUGUCUAUAUUCCGUUCUGACUCUGACUACAGAAGUGGCCUUGGUGAGAUGGUGGGAGGCACUAGAAGCCAGGGCUUGCCUAUCCCCACAAGCCUUCACUCCCUCUCCCCACCAACACUCUGUGACAUCGAUGAUACAGCUUCCAGCUCUCUGAGCCAUGAAGAAUCUUCAGAUGGUAGGGAUGGGACAAAUGUCCCGCUGCUACGGACAGAGUCUAUCCGGCUCAAGGAUCUGGACAGGACGCUCCUGGCUGAGGUCAAGGAUGUACUGAUUGCCCAUGAGCGAGUAGUCAUCCAUAGUGACCAAGUCAUUGGUAAAGGCCACUUUGGUGUCGUCUACCAUGGAGAAUAUACAGACGAGGCACAGAAUCAAAUCCACUGUGCCGUCAAGUCGCUGAGCCGCAUCACAGAGGUCCAGGAGGUGGAGGCUUUCCUGCGGGAGGGGCUGCUCAUGCGUGGCCUCCAUCACCGGAACAUUCUGGCUCUCAUUGGCAUUGUGCUGCCCUUGGAGGGGCUUCCCCUGGUGCUGCUCCCCUACAUGCGCCACGGAGACCUGCUUCAUUUCAUCCGCUCCCCUCAGAGGAACCCCACCGUAAAGGACCUCAUCAGCUUCGGCCUGCAGGUAGCCUGUGGCAUGGAGUACCUGGCAGAGCAGAAGUUUGUGCACAGAGACCUGGCUGCUAGGAACUGCAUGCUGGACGAGUCAUUCACAGUCAAGGUGGCUGACUUUGGUCUGGCACGCGACAUCCUAGACAAGGAAUACUACAGUGUUCAACAGCAACGCCAUGCUCGCCUGCCUGUCAAAUGGAUGGCCCUGGAGAGCCUUCAGACCUACAGGUUCACCACCAAGUCUGAUGUGUGGUCAUUUGGUGUGCUUCUGUGGGAACUGCUAACACGGGGUGCCCCACCAUACCCCCAUAUCAACCCUUUUGACCUCACUCACUUCCUGGCUCAGGGCCGACGCCUGCCUCAGCCUGAGUACUGUCCCAAUUCACUGUACCAGGUGAUGCUGCGAUGCUGGGAGGCUGAACCAGCAGCACGACCCACCUUCAGAGGCCUAGUGAUGGAAGUAGAGCAGGUAGCGGCAUCACUGCUCGGGGACCACUAUGUGCAGCUGUCCACAGCUUAUGUGAACCUAGGCCCCAGUGCUGUGGACGAUGUGAAUAUGCUUCCAGAACAGUCACAGGCCUCACCUCAUCGUCACAGAGCCACAUCCAGGCCCCGGCCUCUUUCAGAGCCACCUCUGCCCACUUGACCGAAGCCCUAACUAGGCCACAGGGACUAGACCUGUCAAGUGGCCUUGAACUAACCUCAAGCAAGCUGCCUCUGGGCUAUGACAAACUGAAGGGCAUUGGACCUCUCCACCUUUUAACUUUUUGGGGCUACUAGAGGUGGGGAACAAGGGCCCAUUUAAACCCCUCACUCCAGCAUGAGCCAGUGUAUUUUUUUUUUUUGUAGCAUGUAUUUAUGGAAUAUUUGUUUUGUACCUGUCUGCUGAGCACAGAGGACUCGGCAAUGACCAUAGAGACACCACAGUGUAAACCACUAAAAAAAUAAAU
Molecule: messenger RNA, 4673 nt
Organism: Acomys russatus (golden spiny mouse)
Lineage: Eukaryota; Metazoa; Chordata; Mammalia; Rodentia; Muridae
Gene: Mst1r
Product: macrophage stimulating 1 receptor
Exons: 19
Coding region: 38-4369 (1443 amino acids)
Biological process (GO): cell surface receptor protein tyrosine kinase signaling pathway; multicellular organism development; protein phosphorylation
Cellular component (GO): signaling receptor complex
Molecular function (GO): protein binding; transmembrane receptor protein tyrosine kinase activity; ATP binding
Source: RefSeq, a predicted model, not a curated record